Centropristis striata (black sea bass) is the source of this 989-nucleotide messenger RNA. It is a transcript of the gene cenpo, whose product is annotated as centromere protein O. The record is from RefSeq and is a predicted model, not a curated record. Lineage: Eukaryota; Metazoa; Chordata; Actinopteri; Perciformes; Serranidae. Gene Ontology annotation, cellular component: kinetochore; Mis6-Sim4 complex. The coding region runs from base 111 to 989 and encodes 292 amino acids. The transcript is spliced from 6 exons.
AUGACGCAACAACCGCCAAAAUCAAAAACAUCCGCAACUUUUGGAGUGAAUAUCUCAAUCCGAGGAGCUACUCUGUUUAACACAAAAUAGAGGAAAAACAGCGGCAAAACAUGGAGGGAGUGUCUACACAAGGUGUUUUGAGUCAUCUUAGCUUGCUGGAAGUUCAAGCAAGAAGCCGUAAAUGCCAACCUCAGCAGCCGAGCCGGGUGAAGGAGCUGAAGGCUAAAGCUGAAGCCUUGAGGGUCCAGAAGGAGCAGCUGAAGGCGGAGAUAGAGACACACAAGAAUCUUCACAAACUGAGGGCAUCUAUGGAUAACCAGUGUACAAAUGAAGAAGAAGAAAAAGAGGAGGAGGAAAUGGAGGUAGACUCUGAGAACUCACAGCUGCUGCGACUGAUGGCCAGACACACACAACUGAAAGACCUCCUGCAGGCUCAUCACAUCAUUGGUGGGUACAACGUUGUAAAGACCCGUCAAGGUAAAGGACUGUGUGUGUCUCUAGCAACAGCCUACGAGGGCGUCUACUUAGAAACCUACAACCUGGAGCUGGACCUGAAGCCCAGGCUGAGGAUCAGUCGUCAUAACCUUCCCCCGUUCAUUCCUUUAAGCAGCCUGGCUGAACAGAGCAGCAUGCAGACAGACAUGAGGACUCUUCUGGACCCCCUCAGCAGACAUCUCAACGCUUUCGCUGGUCGCAAGCAGCAGCUGAAGCUUGUUAAGGACCUCCAUAAAUCUGUGGAAGUGAUGGAGAGUAAUGUUUUGUGUUCGUUACUGGUGCUGAUGUUCACGGUGCCGAAAGAGAAGACGGCUGUCCUCUGCUCGCUGGAAUACACAGACCACACCAGAUGUCUUCCCACACAAGUCAGCUUUGAUUGUAAUGACAAGAAGCUUCCCGAUUCUCCAGAGUGGAAGAAAAGCCACAGCCUUCUCAUGGAGACUCCUGUGCACAAAGCUUUGACAAACAUGAGGAAGAUGGGGAAUAUUGUGUAA